This is a messenger RNA of Vanessa atalanta (red admiral), 2533 nucleotides long. RefSeq names its product serine/threonine-protein kinase polo (gene polo). Lineage: Eukaryota; Metazoa; Arthropoda; Insecta; Lepidoptera; Nymphalidae. The record is from RefSeq and is a predicted model, not a curated record. Gene Ontology annotation, biological process: protein phosphorylation; mitotic cell cycle; regulation of cytokinesis. Gene Ontology annotation, cellular component: spindle pole; centrosome; nucleus. Bases 16 to 1737 code for a protein of 573 amino acids. Gene Ontology annotation, molecular function: protein serine/threonine kinase activity; ATP binding; protein binding. The transcript is spliced from 11 exons.
AAUCAAAAAUAAACGAUGUUAAGCUUAUUUAUAAUGACGUCAAUCAAAGAAGAUGAAAAGAAAGAAAUUCCCGAAAUAAUACACGAUCCCCAAACUAAUUGUACAUAUCAAAGGCUGAGAUUCUUUGGAAAGGGUGGUUUUGCAAAAUGCUACGAAAUACAAGAUAUAGCAUCAAACCAAGUAUAUGCCGGAAAAAUUGUUUCCAAAAAACUUAUGGUAAAAUCAAGUCAAAAAGAAAAAAUGGCACAGGAGAUCUCUAUCCACCGGUCCUUGUUACACAAACAUGUCGUUGGCUUCCACAGUUUCUUCGAGGAUUCACUUAAUAUUUAUAUUAUUUUGGAGCUGUGCAAAAGAAGGUCAAUGAUGGAGUUACACAAACGUAGAAAAGCCAUAUCCGAACCAGAGACAAGGUUCUACAUGCACCAAAUCCUGCUUGGUGUGCAGUACUUGCACAGCAAAAGGAUUAUCCAUAGAGAUCUCAAACUGGGUAAUCUGUUUCUUGAUGAUGAUCUCCAUGUAAAAAUUGGAGAUUUCGGUCUUGCAGCCAGGAUCGAAUAUGAAGGAGAGAGAAAGCAGACUUUAUGUGGAACACCUAACUACAUAGCCCCAGAAAUUUUGACUAAGAAAGGACACUCGUUCGAAGUGGACAUCUGGAGCUUAGGUUGCAUCAUGUACACACUGCUUGUUGGCAAGCCUCCAUUUGAGACUUCCACGCUUCGGGAUACAUACAAAAGAAUAAAGCAGUGUGAAUAUAGAAUCCCAUCAUCACUACGUAAACCAGCAGCAUCAAUGAUAGUCCUACAGCUGCAGUCCAACCCAUGCAUGCGGCCGUCUGUGGACAAGCUGCUGCAACAUGAGUUCUUCUCAUCUGGCAUUAUGCCAGCUGCAUUGCCCCUAUCUUGCCUCACGACUGCGCCUAGGACUGAUCAACUGGAAGGCAUUGCAUUACACCGUCGACCACUUAACGAGGUUAAUGCUAAUGAUAACAUAAUGGCCGUGGACUCUCCGGUUAAGCGCGCGCCACCUGCAGAGCCACGUGCUGUUGAACCCACUUCGCAUCGCCAGAAUCUCAUCGCUCUUCGCGAUCAACUGGCUGCAUUGCUUACUAACAAGUUAAAAUGCCGCCGCGAGUGCCUGAACGACGACAUGAGCGAUCCAGCCGCGCAACCCUUGGUAUGGGUCGGAAAAUGGGUCGACUACAGCGACAAGUAUGGUUUCGGCUACCAGCUCUGUGACGAGAGUGUUGGUGUUAUGUUUAACGACACUACUAAACUCAUUAUGCUCGCUAAUGGCGUGAAUGUACAUUACAUCAACCGGCAAGGCCAAGAGCAGUAUAUGACUAUGCGGGAAUACCCACAAGAGCUGGACAAAAAGAUGAAACUUCUUACAUACUUUAGAAGAUAUAUGACAGAACAUCUUAUGAAAGCUGGUGCUUCAGUACCAGUGAGAGAGAGUGAUGGUCUGUCGCGAUUGCCACACUUGCACCAGUGGUUCAGAACCACACUAGCAGUCAUCAUGUACCUUACUAAUGGAACCUUACAGAUUAACUUCCAAGAUCACACCAAAAUUAUCCUCUGUCCUCUAAUGCAAGCUGUUACAUACAUAGAUGUUGAGAAAAACUUUAGAACAUUCCGCUUCAGUACAAUUGAAGAACAUGGCUGUGAUAAGAAAUUGUACACAAACUUGACAUAUGCACUAGAAAAACUUAACAGCGUACUAGCUAACAAACUAUGCUAGCCUCCUACAACUUACUAACUGACUAUGGACCUAGUAUAUCUUUAUAUGAUAAUUAAAUGAAUUGAUACUCUGCACAGAUUGAUUGUAAGGAGAUUUAGUAGCCAAAGUGCUAAUUUGCGCACCUAUGUAUUGUAAUCGUUUUGUAUUUUAUUCUAUAAUAUUUAGAUAAAUUAAAGAUUCUGCUAAAAAAUCUUCAAGUUCGCCAGCAAUUCAGUAAUUCCUAAUGGAUAUCUUUUAACUCUUAGCUGCCUUAUUUAUUAGUUAGUCAAUAUUUUGUUUCAAUUGUGCAUAUUAGGUUAAUCAAUUGUACCAAAAUUGCACAUUGUAACAGGUAAAAUUAUGACACAAUUAAAAAAGUAUAUAGGACUAUGGUCAUUUUUCAAAUGAAGAUAUUUACACACUUAUGCCAAUAAAUUGUAUUGUUAGAAUAUAAAAUACAUUCAAGUGCCUCACAUUCUAAAUGUUAUGUUUGAAUAUUAGGAUUAAAAUUUUAGUUUAGUUUUUGUUAGUUUGACCAUUAAAGGAAAUAAAUAGUUGCACCAUGACUGAGCGGCCGGGUGCUAGCAGUUACAUGAUUAUUUUGAUCAUUUUAUUUAGUUUUAGAACUAUUUUUAAACAUUAUUUUUGUGCUUCAGUAGUAUCACAAAAUUUAUGCCCCCCAGUGUGCAACGGAUGAUUCAAUAUUUUCUACUCUCACUUUAUUCAAAUAUUUUUAAAAUGUAUUUAUUAUUCAUUUAGUUGAUAAGUUAUUGUAAAUCCAAUACAAGUUUUCAGAUAUAUUCUUGUAACUUCCAAC